Peniophora sp. CBMAI 1063 is the source of this 2172-nucleotide messenger RNA. NCBI's taxonomy places the organism in Eukaryota, Fungi, Basidiomycota, Agaricomycetes, Russulales, Peniophoraceae. The record is from the annotation of a GenBank genome assembly.
AUGCGCACGCCGGCUCUCCAGUUCUCGCUCCUCGCAGCGGCACUAUCGCCGACUCUUGUCCAGGCUGCGCCUACGCCUUUCACUCCCGGCACGCCGUUUUCCCCCAGCAACGCACCUGACUCUCCUCGUCCUGUUGGCAACUUCGGCCGGUCCGGAACUCUUGCGCCCCGCUCCGGCGGGUUUGGACUCGGAUUUGUCGCGGCGCGCGUUAUCCAGGCUAGGAAGCCUUCUUUCAUCGGCUCUCUUGAUGAUGGUCCGGAUGGCACCACGAUCGCGGGGAUUGACUCUGGCAACUCUCUCUUUGGCGUCUUCGAUGAAGAUGACACGCCCCCGCCACCGAAGCACCAUGACAACUACAACCAGGGUCCGCCUUCAAACAACUACUACAAGACCGAUCCUCAGUACAACGAGCCGCCGCCCGACCCGUACUACCAGGAUCCAGCGCCGGAGCCGUACUAUCCCGACGAGGGCAACCUCAACGCUGCGAAGCCUGCCCAGAAGGAGAAGGACUGCGACGACGAUUAUGGAUACAAGGAGCCCGCUAAGGACCCGUACUACGCUGAUCCUGACGCGGGCAACGGUUACGCCUCCGAGCCGUCCAAGGACCCGUACUAUGCCAACCCUGACGCGGGCAACGUCGAUUACUCCCAGCCUGCCGACGACGGCUACAAGUCUGACCCCUACCAGCCGGACCCGUACACGUCGGACCCUUACGCCGACCCGGAGGAGGACUGCGCUGACGACAUGCCAUACAAGGAUCCUGAGCCUAGCUACGACGACCCGUACUACGCCGAUCCCGACGCUGGCUACCAGGAUCCCGCUAAGCCUGGCUAUGAUGAUGGGCCCGCCGUCAUCGACCCCGCAUACCCUGAUCCCGGGGACGCUGGCGAGGACUGCGACGAUGGCGCAUACGAUCCUGGCUACAACUCCGACCCUUACCAGGAUCCCGGUUCCGGGUACAGCAACGACCCGUACGCGCCUGACGCCGGCAACGUCGACUACUCUCAGCCUGCUGACGACCCCUACCAGUCGGAUCCCUACCAGGACCCCGCGUACGAGGAUCCCUCGUACGAGGACCCUUCGUACGGCGAGCCUUCAUACUCCGACCCGGAGCCAUCCUACUCUGACCCGUACGGGGAGCCCGAGGAGGAUUGCGGGUGUGAGGAGGACGACUACGACUCCUACAAGCCGAAGAAGGGUGGCCUCGCCGCGGCCAAGCCGGCGGAGACAUACGACCCGCCCGCUGACUCGUACGAUCCCAGCUACAGCGACCCCUCCUACACGGAGCCCACCGACGACACCAAUUAUGGCUCUACGGAGCCUGCGUACGAGGACCCCGCAUACGCUGCGCCCAAGAAGGGGAACAUGAAUGCCACGAAGCCCGCCGACUCCAGCUACGAGGACCCGAGCUACAGCGACCCUUCGUACGAGGAUCCGACAUACGCGAACCCACAGCAGGGGAACAAGUACGCCGCGCAGCCAUACGAUCCCGGCUACGACCAGACCGAGCCCAGCUACGACGACCCCACGUACUCGGACUACCCUCAGCAAGGCAACAAGUAUGCCGCUCAGCCUUACGAUCCCGGCUACGACGAGCCCACGUACGGCAACCCUCAGCAGGGUAAUAAGUAUGCUGCUCAGCCGUACAACCCCAACUACGACCAGGGCUAUGGCAACGACUACGACGACGGUGACGACGAUGACGGCUUCAACCCGCUCCCUGGCAACCUCAACAUCGGUCUCGGCGGCAAGAAGAAGAACGGCGGCAAGGGUAUCACGAGCGGAGACGGCGGUGACGCUCGCGGUGGCGAUGUUAUAGGCCCUAGCGGGCUUGUCAACGUGCUCAUCGACUCGGACAACGCCGGUGAUGGUGGCGACGCGCGUUCUGGUGACGCGCUCAACCUUCCGCUUCUCCAGAACCUCAACCGCGCACGCUCGGUGAUCUCCCGCUCACUCGCAUACGGCGGUAUCUUCGGCAGACGUAUGUUCAGGUCGGCUGCCACUCCGGAGCAGGCUCUUGAGAUGGAAGAGCGGCCAUCCGAAGUUCACCCCAUCUACCCGGACCAUCCAAAGCGCACGAUGGACGAUUCUCCAGCCGGAAGUAAUGGCACGUCGAUGAAUGAGGGUGAAGGCAGAACGUUCGUUCCGCGGGGCAGCACAAAGAGGUUGUAG